GUAUAUCGUACCUUUUACUAGGUGCAGGUUUGGUUCGGUUGAUUGGUGGUAAAAAAAAUCAAGUUGCUUUAAAAAUCAUGCAAUGCUUCUACUGUAGACCCACUCUACUCCUAAGAUGUUUGAUUUGGGCCUAUUUGACUCUUUGCAUGUCCAUUUUGGACAAGGGCGAUUUUGACACUUCCGGCGAAUAAAAUCGCGGACUUUAUAAAGUUUAUGAAUAUCAAAAAUAUUAUUUCAUAUGGUUUAAUUUGAAGUUUGAAUUAUAUAUUCAGAGAAUAAGAACAUGUGAAUACAAAACAUUGUUUUCUUCUUCGGUCGAUUGAUAAAUGGUGUAUUUUGUUUAAUACCAGAAGAAGUGACUCCACGUUUCAUUUCCAGUCCGUUAUUUACAUUUUUCAACAUGUCUCUUUAUGGCGGCUCGAAUUUCUCAACUGUUCAGUUGCAGAUUCAAAAUGCAUUGUCAAGGCCAUUGUUGUAUAGAAUUCAAGAUAUUGAAGAUAUUAUUAAUACUACAAGUACAAAGGAACUACGGAAUGCUUUGCCCUUGAUUGUAGAAAGUGUGUUUGGUUAUGGACAAGAGAGUGGAUGGGAUAUAGAUAGAAUCAGUAAAAAAUAUUACUCUGAAUUUGAAAGCAUCAGACAUUUUCUAUCUCCACAAGGACCAUUAAUGAAAUUGGUAUACCAUUUACAGAAUGAACCUUACACAUAUCAUUUCUCUUUACAACAUCUGCCUAAUCCCAGUAGACAUAUGAUAGAAGAUGGUUUGAUUCCUACAUUCUAUGCUAAUAAAAUACAGCAACAAUCUCAUGGUUUGAUUUUAACUCUAGGUGCUUUUGAAUUCUACAUGUUUCACUUUGCCUAUGCGCUAGUGAAUCCAAAACAUAAAAAGAGUACUUGGCACGAUUUUUAUGAAUAUAUUUAUCCUAAUUUAAUGAAUGAUUAUAUGGAAUACUUUCUACCAUUGGAUAAGAAACGUCUUCCUGUGAUGCCUCAUACAGCAUCACCUAUUAGAACAACAGUUUCACACUAUUCUUUAUCUCCUGGGCAUUCUCCUAAUCCAUCACCAAACAUCUCACCAUUUAAAACACCUAGAGGUUUGUUUAAAACAAGUUUUACUGUAGCUAAUCAGAAACAGCAUAUACCAUCAUCACCUGUUUUAGACCAGAAUGAAUCAGAGACUUGGAGAUCAGAGACAAUGUUACAGAUUUGGAGUGAGUUUUGGUUAAAUCAAAAUGCUACUAGUAAUGAACCGAGUGGUUUACCUCAAGCAUCAGUUAUAUCAUCCUAUGCUCCACAUACUAGUCAUAAUACCAGCUAUGACUCCAGAGAUCCUUUUCAUAUAUUAUACGAACACUAUUUACCGUCUAGUAACCAUGUUAGUGUGGUGCGUGUUUUAGUUAGAUAUCUACAUUAUUUUAUAAAUACAGCAUCACCUGGUAUUGUUACUUCAACUUAUCAACCAACACAAUUAUCAAUGUUAGAUGAAUUUAAAAAGUCUGUAGUUCCACAGAUUAUACAGAAGAAACUCUAUACAUUCUUAAAACAUGCUUUUGAUCACUGGCCUUUAGAUUCAUCUUUUAAAAUGCUGAUAGAGAUUUGGCUUUGUUAUAUUCAACCAUGGAGAUAUUCAGACCCUAAAUAUUUCUACCAGAAAGAAAUGGCAGCUCAUGUAGGUGAUAGAGAUUAUGACAAAAAGUUGGAGGAUAAAUGGUAUCAGUUUAUAGAAGAUAAUUUACUAUUCUAUACAGUGCUAUUUCAAGAUUUUCUACCUAGAGUUUACCGAUUAGAUUUAACAUGUCUAAAUAAUUCUUAUAUGAUAUACAGAGUUACUAAGGUGUUUAAUAAGACCAAUCUAUGUCAUCUAAUUGAAAGAGCUGAAAGAAAGACUUGUAGUUCAUCAUUUAUAACUAGUAGAAGUGGUAAUCAUAUUAAUGAUAGUUACCAUGGAAUGUCUGAUAGUUUCUGUUCUCUACCUCCUCAAUAUGCUGAUCUAGAAUCACCUGGUUUUACCUAUACACCAUUAUUUGGUUCCAGAACCUUUAAUUUGGCUCAAGCUGUAUUAGAUCAAAUGAUAGAUGCUAAAAUAAUUGGUGCUAAACCCCCUGUUAAUGUUACUAAACAGAAGAAGAAAGGUUGGUUAAGAUGGUUUGUUGAUGGAUUAUUUGGUGAAGACAGUCAGUUUGGUGAAAUCAGUCCUGAAGAAAUGAAAAAACAACAGAACUAUUUAACUUAUGCCGUCAAAUAUUUCUCUAUGAUAUUUAAGUUUCAAAUACCAGUAGAAAUUGAAAAUAUGAGUCUUCCAGCAGAUACAACAUUAAAUGAAUCUGCUGAAUCAACAUUACCAGAUUUUAUACAAACUGAGAAUGGACCACAAUUAACUGAUUUAGGAAGAUAUCAGGUAGCUAAUGGUUUAAAGAAAUUUGAUGUAGUAUAUUAUGGUGAUCCUGACCUAGAGCCUAUUAGAAGUUAUGAGAAUGCUACACUGGUUAGAUAUUUACAUCAAUUCUGUGAUAAAAUCAACACUAAGUAUGCUAAACAGAUUCUAGUUUUAAAUCAUCGGACAGAUUUUAUAGCUAAAAUGAUACAGACCUUUAUUUCUCCUCCUAUUUCACCUCAUGAACAGAUCAUGUCACCUAUGUCAAAAGUCAAAGCUGAACAUUUACGUCAACCAAGGCUAAGUCUUCGUUUUUUAGCCAGUUAUCAAAACUUGAUCUAUUUUGGACUCUUAUAUUUAGUGCUUAAUCUAUGGCUUGGAUUCGGACCUGCUGGAUUCUUGAUUGUCUUAUUCUUUGGAGCUGUGUUUUAUGCUGCCUUUUCAGCUCUUGUAAGACCCACGAAACAUAACUCUCUUUGAUGUGUCAUGUGUCUGUAUCAAUAUCAUUUUGGGUCUAUAUUCAUACAUGGUGAUAUUUGGAACUUUCGGUUUCCCUAAGAAGCAUCUGAAUAUAAAAUGUCGUAAAGUGCAAUGAAAUGUACUCAGUAGAUUAUGCUGCCAAAUUUAAUUAAUAAAUCAUGUAUUCUCAUAAUUAAUUAUACAAAAUAAUGUCACAGUUUGAAAAUUAAAUAUUAUUUUCUCU
This is a messenger RNA of Lottia gigantea (owl limpet), 3077 nucleotides long. RefSeq lists its product as hypothetical. Gene Ontology annotation, molecular function: sphingomyelin phosphodiesterase D activity. NCBI's taxonomy places the organism in Eukaryota, Metazoa, Mollusca, Gastropoda, Lottiidae. Gene Ontology annotation, biological process: glycerophospholipid catabolic process; sphingomyelin catabolic process; ceramide biosynthetic process. The record is from RefSeq and is a predicted model, not a curated record. Bases 401 to 2854 code for a protein of 817 amino acids. The transcript is spliced from 18 exons.